CGACUCCUGAAUAAAGCCUAUAGGUCUUGAUCUGAAACAUAUAAAAGCGCUGUAACCUAAACUUGUUUUCGAAUUUUUUGCAAUAGGUGUGCUUAAACGAAAAUAAUCCUUGAGACCAUGUCAACAACAGUUUGAGCCCUAAGCCUCUAGGUUCUUUCACACCUUCAAUUUGUAAAGAAACUCCCAGCCUCGAUAAUCACAAUAAAAUAGCCGUCAGCUUUUUUUUUUAAUGCCACUUUGUGAACUUUUCCCUAGCGGCCUUACAAAAGAGGCCAAUGCUUUAGAAAUCCCCGCUCAAACUGACUGGAUUUAAAGACCUCUGGUGGCGAUUCUUUAGAAUGAAAAAAAAAACUCACGAGACUUGACAGAAAUCGGCCUUCAACUUUACUUCUGCAGUGACGUUGCAGUAAACACAAAAGAAACAGCGCAGGCCCGAACUGGGAUCUGUCGAUACACCACAAACAAAACUGCAUGAUAGAUCACUGUGGAGCCUGCCAACGUUGUGUAAAUGACAGCAGUAGAAUUUUGGAGAGUGUAUCGAACAGUCUGUCACUAAGAUUGGACGCAAGGUUUUCAGUGCAAGUUAGACAUCCAUUCAUCCUUGUCUUGUGGAACACUGCGUCGCUGACUAGUCAAAAUGUCGCAGACGAAGGACAGAAAUGGUUCUUUGGAUCCAAAAUACCAGGAGCUUCCAACUCAAGAACAAAAUGGCAACUUCGACAACGUCAUCAUGGAGGACGUCCUUGACGACAAGGAGGACGCGCACGCGCAGUGUGGUCUCGGCGCCCUAAGGUGCCGUUGCCUCCAGGUAUUCGCACAUCCAAAUGCGUACGUACUCCUCGUUGGUCUCAUGUUUAUGUCUACCAUCGGAGCGAAUGGAGUGUACGUGGCUGGUGUCAUCUCGACCAUCGAGAAGAGGUUUCAGUUGAAGAGCUCGGAGUCUGCUCUCCUGUUGUCCUUUAACGACGUCUCUUCGUUGAGCGGGGUCCUGUUUGUGGCACACUUUGGAGGAAGAUCACAUCGGCCGAGAAUCAUCGGCAUAUCAUGCCUGCUGGUCGCCCUGGGAUCGUUCUUGAAUGCGCUGCCUCAGUUCAUCUACGACAACCCGGCCCUUGACGAAAUUUUCGUCACCAAUGUUAACCAAUCAGAGCAGAAUGCUGGAACAUUGCUCUACGAAAAGGAUUUCACCUGCAAUGCUCAGGCGAACGCAACACCGUGCACAGCCGAGGAAAUCGAAGCGUCUGGUUCCCAACUCGCAAAGACGUGGCCCAUCAUAUUGGGCCAGUUGCUGUCUGGGGUCGGAACCUCCGCCAUCAUACCGCUGUCGGUGACGUACGUCGAUGACGCGGUGGAGAAGGCCAUUCUACCAAUCUAUAUGGCUCUGAUGUUUCUGCCAAUGGCAAUUACUCCCCUGUUUGGAUUCGCGAUCAGCGGCUAUUGCCUGUCGCUCUUCGUGGACUUCUACAAGACCGACGUCUCGGAGCUCGGUCUCACCCCCCGGGAUCCUCAAUGGCAAGGCGCCUGGUGGCUGGGCUUCAUCAUCUACGGCUGUUUGCUGUGCCUGAUCGCCGUCCCUUUCUUCUUCUUCCCGCGGAAGCUCCGCAAACCGAAAACGUACUUUUUCGGCCUCCAUAUGCCUGACUGCUGCAAAACAAUGAUUGGACGAGGGCCAGGGAGAGGUGGGCGGGGCGAAGGGGGCGUGGCUAUGGCACAAAUAGCUACACAUCACAAGAAGCAUGAGGGACAACCGAUACUUGUUGCCUUAAAAGAAUUUGUGGCGUCACUGUGGCGUCUUCUCACCAAUCCCAUCUUCAUGACCUCUCUGAUGGGCUACUGCAUGCUGGUGAUUGCCUUUUCCGGUUUCGGGUUUUUCUGCGCGAAGUACAUGCAGUACCAGUUUGGAAUAAGUCCAGUGAGGGCUGGGCUUUUAUUAGGAUUUACUGUUAUGCCUGGUUCCCUGAUCGGUAUCAUGCUUGGAGGUGUAGUGUCUUCGCGGGCGGCAGGGAGCCAGCGGGGUUAUGCCAAACUCACCAUUGGUGUCCAAGUUCUGUGCGUGUUAGGGUAUGGCAGCAUGAUGGCCCUGGGAUGCCCCAACAUCGAUAUUGCCGGACUGACAACUCAAUAUGGCGCCGGUGGUCACGUGACUGGAAACAAUUUGGAUGUCUUCUCAUCUUGCAACAUGGAUUGUUCUUGCGAGAAGGGCGUGUAUUCUCCCGUGUGUGGCUCUGACAACAUCACAUACGUAACGGCUUGCUUCGCGGGCUGCAAGGCAGUAGGCAAAGAUGAAGAUGAUAUAACGAUUUACGAAGGCUGCACUUGCAUCAACCAAACUGGGCAUAGUUCUCUGAACGAGCCAGCUUCCGGUUCUGCAUUCCAAGGCGCAUGCGCGUCGAACUGUGACCUCUUGCUUCCAUUCAUCAUCAUCCUAGGUGUCACCACGGCACUCUCAUCCAUGUCGUUUAACCCCACGUUCAUGAUGAAGUUCCGGUCUGUUUUAGACAAGGACAGAGACCUGUCACUAGGACUGACAUCCCUUUUCAGUAAAAUACUCGGUUUCAUACCGGCCCCUAUCAUUCUGGGUGCGGGCCUCGAGAGUCAGUGCUCCUACUGGCAGGAAUCGUGCGAUGCUACGGGAGAAUGUCUGGAGUACGACCGGCCGGGGCUUAGGUUCGUCUUCACCGGCUUCGCGGCUGGCUUCAGGCUCCUAGCUAGCUUGUUCUUCUGCAUCGGCGCGUUCUUCAUUUACAGGGCAAGCAAGUACGAGCAAGCGAUCGACAAUGAUGAAGUGGCCACUGCGAAUGGCAAAUCGGACGCCAAUGGCGGGAUGAGAAACGUGGAAAAGACACUGUCCUCCACCGUAACAGAUGUGUAAAUCCAUUUAUGGAAACAAGAAGUCUGCAACAAGCUAAAACUGGUUCAACCCUUACAUACAGAUGCGCCCUCAAUUUUUCACAUCGUCAAAUAACGAUCCUGUACAAGUUUUUCUUCUCGCUUUUUCAAAAUAACAAUUAAUAAUUUAAACACUUAUAUUGCGCGAUUUGCGCAAAAUACUGGGCUACAUAAAUAUAAUCACAUGUGCAUCACAGUUAUUAUCCCUGUUAUAUUGCGCAAUCUGCGCAAAUUAGGCUACAUGAAUAUAAUCAACUGCGCAUCACAAUUAUUAUCCCUGUUCAUCAGGAAUGAGACCACUUUUUCUGCAGCAGCUCCAGAUCAGCGCAAUUUUGGUCUCUACCGUAACAUGUAUCCAUUUAUACUCCUGGGUGGAGAGAGGCAAUCGUAGUAAAGUGCCUUGCCCAAGAACACAAGCACCAUGUUCCCCGCCAGGGUUCGAACCCAUGUACCACGGCACACUAGUCGAACACCGUAACCAUUGGACCACAGCAUAUUUUUUUCAGUAUCAGAAUUUCAUGAUUACAGAUUCAUGCCACUUAUCAGGGCAGGGGAAACAAUAGUAUUUUGAACACCUAAAAUCUUUCAAUUUAAAUACGCAGGAAAUCUAUAUGUAGGAUAUAAUACAGAUAAAGAAGAUCGACAAGUUACUAGAUAAAAACGAGGACAUUUUUUAUUGCUGUUUUAUAUUCAAAACACAAAUUAUACAAAUUCUAAAACUAUCACCAUUUUGUAACACAAGUUCACUUCAUGUACAGGUCCUCAUUAUUAGGGACCUUAAAAGCGUCUUAGGUAACUUAAAAGUAAAUUAAAACUGUAUAUAAUGCUUUAGCGACAGUUUCCAUGGUUGAGUAGGUUUUGUAUUGAAUAAUUUCGGAUUGUACUUAAUUAAAAUUGUAUUACUACUGCACGUUAUUCCUUUAUUCAAGCUUGUAUAAAAAUGCUAGGGUGAGUCAAAAAAGCAAAACCCAAAUGUCGGGACCAUUGUUUUAGUGAAGUUCUGCAUGUAGCCCUUUAAAAAUCUAGAGUACAAAAGCUUCAUUCAUAGCCUUUCUCUUAGUACAAGAAUCAUUCAAAUCACUUAUG
This is a messenger RNA of Patiria miniata (bat star), 3975 nucleotides long. RefSeq names its product solute carrier organic anion transporter family member 3A1-like. The record is from RefSeq and is a predicted model, not a curated record. Gene Ontology annotation, cellular component: membrane. NCBI's taxonomy places the organism in Eukaryota, Metazoa, Echinodermata, Asteroidea, Valvatida, Asterinidae. Gene Ontology annotation, biological process: transmembrane transport; sodium-independent organic anion transport. The transcript has 12 exons. Gene Ontology annotation, molecular function: protein binding. Bases 638 to 2872 code for a protein of 744 amino acids.